This is a messenger RNA of Eutrema salsugineum, 2061 nucleotides long. RefSeq names its product probable magnesium transporter NIPA8. The transcript has 13 exons. Gene Ontology annotation, biological process: magnesium ion transport. NCBI's taxonomy places the organism in Eukaryota, Viridiplantae, Streptophyta, Magnoliopsida, Brassicales, Brassicaceae. The record is from RefSeq and is a predicted model, not a curated record. Gene Ontology annotation, molecular function: magnesium ion transmembrane transporter activity. Gene Ontology annotation, cellular component: membrane. The coding region runs from base 523 to 1857 and encodes 444 amino acids.
AGAGAGAAAGAGUAAAAAUGGUAAAAAGCCCAAAACAAAACGUGAGGAGCAGCAAGAAGACAGAUCAACACAAAGGGCCCAACCACAACGUCAUUUUUUAAUGAUGGAAGUUGCUAACAAUUGAUCGGAUCUCAUCAUCGUCGACUUCCUUCCUUUAACCCGUCACCGUCGUUGGGAAUUUCUCGGCGAUUGGGUCUUCCUUAGAAAAAUCAAACCUUUUUUGUUUAUAGAAUUUUCGAUUUGCGAAAAGAUUCAAUUUUUAUUCUUCCUUUUAGUCGACGCCAUUUUGUUUGGUUAAAAGCUAAACCUCACCAUUUUCAAUUCUUAAAAAAAAAGAAAAACUAAAUAGUUUUGUUGGGAGAGGAGGACUUGUAAUCUGCUCUGCUGUUAGAAUCAAUCUGGAUCUGAAGCUCUUCUAUCUUCUCGUCGCAGGUUCGAAGGCUAGUAAGAUCACAUGAGAGCCUGAGCUAGAGAUUGCCCGAGUUAGAUGAUCCGUAACUGAGCUGUCUGCAUUCUUUAACGAUGGGAGAGUGGGUCAUCGGAGCUUUCAUCAACAUUUUUGGAAGCGUUGCUAUUAAUUUCGGCACAAAUCUUCUCAAAUUGGGACAUAAUGAGAGAGAAAGGUUAGCUCUACAGGAUGGUGGCGGAGGAAAGACGCCAUUGAAGCCGAUUAUACAUUUUCAGACAUGGAGAGUUGGGAUCCUUGUCUUUCUUCUUGGGAAUUGCCUCAAUUUCAUUUCGUUUGGUUAUGCUGCUCAGUCCCUUUUAGCAGCUCUUGGAUCCAUUCAAUUUGUAUCCAACAUAGCGUUUGCUUAUGUUGUAUUAAACAAAAUGGUCACUGUUAAAGUACUCGUUGCUACAGCCUUUAUAGUUCUUGGAAACGUUUUCCUUGUAGCAUUUGGUAAUCACCAAUCACCAGUAUUCACUCCCGACCAGUUGGCAGAAAAAUACAGCAAUGUGACAUUCUUGAUAUACUGUGGGAUUUUGAUUUUAAUUGUAGCCGUGAACCAUUUCCUCUAUAGGAAGGGAGAAGUUUUGAUAUCUGUACCUGGACAAGAGAUUAGCUCCUAUUGGAAAAUGUUGCUCCCUUUCUCAUAUGCUGUGGUCUCCGGCGCUAUAGGAUCAUGUUCGGUUUUAUUCGCCAAGUCACUCUCAAACUUGCUGAGAUUGGCCAUGUCUAGUAGCUAUCAGUUGCACAGUUGGUUCACAUACUCUAUGCUUCUCUUAUUUCUUAGCACAGCUGGAUUCUGGAUGACAAGAUUAAACGAAGGGUUGUCACUAUAUGAUGCAAUUCUCAUUGUUCCAAUGUUUCAGAUUGCUUGGACUUUUUUCUCCAUAUGUACAGGAUUCAUCUACUUUCAAGAGUUUCAGGUUUUCGAUGCAUUAAGAACGACAAUGUUCAUAUUAGGAAUGAUGUGCGUGUUCAUAGGCAUUUCCUUACUAGCACCUGAUGAUACAAGAGGCAACGAGACGAAAGAAAAUUCAUCAUCUCUAGACUCCAUAGUGUCCUCAAGCGUACCAACUGAGGAGGACAGGUUGAUAUCACAAUCAUCGGAAGAUGGACACAGCAAAGACACAAGAGUAGUUGUACAAGGAAUGUAUAUGAAAGCAGCUGACCUCAUCGCCAAGACAAAGAUUGCUUGUUUAGCGGCAUUGGGCUUUGGCGAAGACUCUAUAAACGCAUCUGCGAUACUCGUGAUGCCUAUGGUAUCUUCAAAGAUUACAGGGUUUAGAGGAAACGGUCUUGAACGGGCAAAGAUUUUGUCCAUGAGAGGAUCAGGAUGGAGCAAACUAGCCAUGGAAGAAGAAGGAACAAGAAUGCUUGAAAAGACAUCUCAUCACUCUUCAAAGGCGUAAUUAGUUAGUAAAAACAGAGAGCUAUGAGACAGAUUCUCAGGUACAUUCUUCUCUUGUCAUAUGGCUUUAGUAGCAAAAAUCUGUUUUUAGGAUUCCAUUAAACAAAAAAAACCAUUACACGAUUGUGUAUUCUUGCAAAAACCCAAAUGUAUUACAUAUAACAUCUCUGUAUAUUAUUAUCUUUUGUUUGAGACCUGUUAAAAA